UAUUUUUUGAUCUCCUCUCUUCCUGUAGUUGCUGGUAACUAUAGCACCAACAUUCUGUAUUUGGCUCUGUAGCUGUGAGGAAUGGCUAUGGAAGAUCCUGACAAGAAGACUGAAGUAGUGCUGCUGGCCUGUGGGUCCUUCAAUCCCAUCACCAACAUGCAUCUAAGGCUAUUUGAGCUGGCUAAAGACUACUUCCAUGAAACAGGAAAAUACAAAGUAAUCAAAGGAAUCAUUUCACCAGUAGGUGACGCAUAUAAGAAGAAAGGUCUGAUCAGUGCCAAUCACCGAGUAACUAUGGCAAAACUAGCUACAAAAAGCUCAGAUUGGGUAGAAGUUGAUGACUGGGAAAGCUGCCAGAGUGAGUGGUUGGAAACACUCAAAGUUUUAAGGUACCACCAUCAAAAGCUGUCAUCUCCUGAUCCCACAAACAGUUUGCAGAAUGCUAUACCUUUAACAAAGCCAGGACGGAAGAGGAAACAGGAACCCAAUAGGCAUGACCCCAUUAAAAAGAAAAAUCAGAGUCCAGAUAUAAAAAGUGUCCCACAGGUUAAACUGCUUUGUGGAAGUGACAUGCUGGAAUCUUUUGGGAUCCCCAAUCUGUGGAAGUUGGAGGAUAUCACUGAAAUUGUGGCAAAUCAUGGCCUCGUAUGCAUCAGUAGGGCUGGAAACAGUGUUCAGAAAUUCAUCUAUGAAUCUGAUAUUUUGUGGCGUCAUAAGAAUAAUAUUCACCUAGUGGAAGAAUGGAUCACAAAUGACAUCUCCUCCACCAAGAUUAGGAGAGCACUGCGGAGAGGCCAGAGUAUUCGUUACCUAGUGCCUGAUGCAGUUCAAGCGUACAUAGAAAAACAUAAUCUGUAUAGUCCAGAGAGUGAAGACAGGAAUGCUGGGGUUGUCUUGGCUCCCUUACAGAAACAUGCAAGCGAUUCCAAGAACUAACAGGCAUUAUACAACUUUCACUCUUUCUGCUGUGUAAAGGCUACAGUUCAGUGCAGGAAAAUGUUUGAUCUUUUCUAGUAAAUAGUGAGCUAAUUCUGUGGCUCUAGUACAUGUGUAGUUGCUACUGAGGUUGCGUGUGCUCAAGAAUUGGACCUGCACCAUCUUUUUUUUUUUUAUAUCCAGUAACAAGAGUUUGAUUUUGAUUUUCGUAUCUAAACAUUUUGUCAUGGUUCAGUGAACUAAAUGCAAGAGUUGACCUUAGCAUACAAGAAUUACAAAUUAACAAAGAGCAAACGAAAAUAUUCUGAUUAGUUUGACUGCUCAGACUGUUAUUUAUAAAAUACUAAAACAAAUGUUUUUAAUACUUUAUGGUGUCAUAGGUAGCAGACAAAGCCUUUUCAAACCAUUUCAAAAUGUACCACUUACUGAUAGUAAAUCAGUAUAACUCAGUUUUUAAAAGUUGCCAACAUAUGAUGGAUCUCAAAUAAAUGUUUUAGCUCUAUCCUGGAAGGGGAAAACUUACUCCUAGCUGAACUGGUGCUAGGUAAGUCAUGCUUUCAGUUGCUUCCCUUUCAAAUAUACAGCCUGUUUGUCUGCCAUCAUGCAGUUUUCUCCCAGAAAUGCCUUGUGCUUCACUUUUCCGUUCACGUUUCCGAAGCUGUACUUUAAGCUCAGCACUGUUUCUCGUGAAGGGACAGACCUACUCCAGAAACUGGUUUAUAGCCAUUGAAUGAACGGGUAAAGGUUAAGAAUAGUGUCUUUGCGCUGAUUCUCAGACAGUUGUCCCUUUAUUUCAAAUGGUAGAAGAGAUUUUUGCUUUUGAGCCAAGAAAAUGCAGCCAGAAUUGCUUUCUGGAACUGGAUCUGAGAAGAAGUGGUAAGAGACUAGGACUAUAUGUAAAUGAAAUGUUUUUGUUUCCUAGAAAUCUGUGUUUGAAUCUAACAAUAUAUUGUAUUACGUGAGUAUAAACAAGAUAGGCACCUUGAAUGUCACGGUGAUAGAAUUCUACCUCCCCUUCUUUUCUGUCAUCCCAUUCUUUUGUGCGAAUUAUGUGCCUUAUAAAAAAGGGCAAGGUUUCCAAGAUGCUACCUACAUAAUAGGUCAACAGCUUUUUCAUACCAUCUCCACAAAACUCUGUUCACAUUGUCCAGAUCAACAAUGCCAGCAGAAUGGGAGAUUCUCAUGGCAGGGAGUCCGGAAGCUGGUGGACAAGUCUGGAACCAAGGACUUGCUGCAGAUCGUAACCAGGACAACCUGUCAUCCUCCUUCCUCAGGCAGGGGAUCCACAAAGAGCCGGGGCUCCCUGGGAGCUUACGAUGAGUCUGGAAGCCAGCAGCCACAUGCAGAACGUGGGUGGCCCUAGACCCUGCAGGGCUAGUCUAGAAUCCAGCAGGGAAGUCAAGGCUCUAGCAGGCAAGCCUGUAACCCAGUGAUGGACCUAGCACCAGGCAUGGAAGCGUCAAGCCUCAACAUGAAAUUCUGCAUUUACAGUAUAUUAGAACCUCUGUUCUGCUAGCUCCAGCCUGUACAGGUGGCUGUCUACAGAGAAUCUACAAGGAAAUCUUUAAUGGCACAAAAUGAAGUCACAACUUAGAAGUUCACCUGUAACUGCACUGUGAUUGAAAGUAGCAUCAAGGAUUCCUAGGGGUUUUUUUUCCUGGUGAUUCCUGAAUCAAAUAUGCUCUGUCUGCUGUUUUUUCCCCUAAAGCUUAGGCAAAUUCACGCUGUUCUUUGAUAAUGAGGCUGCAUUCACGUAUCAUCAACAAAAUAAAGGUACUGAAGGCCAAAUUAUGCCCCCUGUCGCGCCUUAGCAAACAAACUGCCAUAACUGAUAGAAGGUACACUGUAUUAUUAGUGGUGCAUAGGAAGGGACAAGAUCUACUUUUUUGCCUGCUGCUAUCUCCAAGGCUGACAAGAAUAGAGAGCAAGCAAGAUGUAUUCUCAGCACUCAAGUCAGCUACUAUGCUUCUGAAUAAACACAGCAGAUCUUUCCAAUGAGAGCGCACCCUAUUUAUGUGGUCACUUUUCAGAGUAAAACUGCACUUUAAAUUUAUUCUUGUAAAUGAUGAUGCUGGUGUGUGUUGCUGCACUUUGUGUAAUUCUAGAGAAACAGUGCAUAUUCAACAGGAUGUUUUAUAGAGCUUUGGUCUUCAGACAAUUAUAUUUCACUGGGUUUUAAUGUAGUUAUAUGUGAUGGGUCUUUCAAUAAAAUAAAUUGCAUGUAGUAUGCUAA
Molecule: messenger RNA, 3169 nt
Organism: Struthio camelus australis
Lineage: Eukaryota; Metazoa; Chordata; Aves; Struthioniformes; Struthionidae
Source: RefSeq, a predicted model, not a curated record